GGCUCUAGAUCUGUGGCGCUGGUGGUGGAAUGGCGGCGAUCUUGACGGCGCUUGCGGCAUUUGCCCGGUAUGGCUGCGAUCUCGACGGCGCUUGGUGCAUUUGCCCGGGAUCACAAGGGAAAUCGAAUGCAAAGAAGAAGAAAAAGAAGGAAGGCAUGGGCCGCAUGGCAGCGAGCGAAGUUUUGGAUGGAUUUUCACCAAACGAGUUCCUUGAUUCGUGCCAUGAUUGUGGGGAUUGAUUUGCAAGGAUAGCAACAACCGGGUUCCAUUUUCCAGUUUUCUAGCAAAGCUUUGCAAUGCGUGACAACGACGAGGAGAAGCCGGCAAUGUCUCAUCCCAGCCCAGCGUUGCUCGUCGGGCAUUGUCCAUGGUGCAAUAGAAAGGACUCGAGUGUGACCAUCGGGAUUGCAAACUAUAGAUGGCGGAUCCACAAGUGCUUGCUCGUCCGCCGGAGCUCUUACUUCGAGCGCGUGCUAGACACGAUCGACCAAGACGAGCAUUUGCUACCGCCGGGCUUCCCAGGCGGCGCCGCGGCGCUGGAUGCGGUGGUGAGCUUCUGCUUCGACUCGCGAGUGCCGGUGAUGAGGCCCUGGAACGUCGCUGCGCUGCGGUGUGCCGCCGAGUUCCUUGGCAUGGACGAGCGGCGCAGCACGUCAAACUUGAGCAGCAAAGCCGACUCCUACCUCGUCCGCGUCGUGCUGCGAAGCUGGCCUCACACGCUGCUCGUCCUCGCCGACUGCUACAACGCGUUGCUUCCGCUGGCCGAGGAACUGGGAAUCGUCGGAAAGUGCUUAGAGGCUCUUGCGACGUUGAUCGUCACCACCAUCGGCAGCAGCAACACCAGUGAUGGUGGCGACGAUGAUAGGACUUGGUGGCUGGAGGAUAUAGUGCGAAUGCCACCUGUUUUCUUCGGGAGGAUGGUGAGAUGCUUGAGAAGCAAAGGAGUCUGCGAGAGGUUCGUUGGCGAGCUCAUUGUCAAGUGGACGGAGAUGUGGCUCUUUAGCAGCAGCAGUAACACCAGCGGCGAGAACGACGACAAGAAUGACCAGCCGCUAACUCUCACCAAGUCGCCUUCGACGGUUUCAUCGCUUACGUCCUCGCUCGAUGGUGUGGCAGCUGAUCCGGAUUGUGCUGAACGGUGCUUGGAUUUUGCGCUGGAGAGGAUAGUUUCCAACGACGAUGGCAUGGAACUGGCGAGCUCGAGGACGUGCUCGUAUUCUUCGUCCUGCGAGCAGGAUCACGAGGAAGAGUCGAGGGUGAACGUAUCUCCGGAUCUCCAACUUAGCUGCAAGCCGAGAGUAACUCACACGAGCUCGCCGGCUGGGAGUACUACGGCCUUAGAGAAGCUGGGACUUUUGGAAGCCUUGGCUGGGAUACUUCCUUACGAGCGGACAGCACUUCCGGUCAGCUUCCUCUUUCUGCUCCUCCGGUAUGCCUUUGCGAUGGAUGCGAGCUCCGAAUGCAAGUCUCAGAUCGAAACGAGGAUCUCCCUGCAGCUGGAGAAUGCUACACUCGACGACUUUCUACUGCCGUUCAAGUCGCCCACGAAAGAGAACUGUGAGAGGAACUUGGAGCUGGACAGCAUGAAGGCGAUCGUAGCUCGGUUUCUCACUCAGCAGCAGCGUAACAUUCUGAGCGCCAACAGCGAGCACCAGCUUCUCUGCCGCGGCUCGAGCGGUUCUCCGAAUGCUAUCCAGCAGCAGCAAACGGUGAGCUCGGUCGCACAGGUUUGGGACCAGUAUCUCUCGGAGAUUGCAUGCGACGGGAAGAUCUCUCCUCAGAAGUUCUCCGAGCUGGUGGAAGUUGUCCCUGCCUAUGCUCGCGCCAACCACGAUCAACUUUACAAGGCUAUUCAUACGUUCUUAAAGGCACACGUUGAUGCGUCCCAGCAUGAACGAGCAGCAGUCUGCCGAGCUCUAAACUGCCUGAAGCUGUCACAGGAAUCGUGCAUUCAGGCCGUCCAGAACGAGCUGAUGCCACUCCGGACGAUAAUCCAAGCUAUGUUUAUGCAGCAGCUCCAGACCCGCAAUGCUAUCAACAGUCACCUGCGACCAGGGGGAGGAUUACACCGCAGCCCCUCUCCAAUCCAGCAGCAGCAGCAGCAAAUGCGACUUAACCAUUUUUCCGAAAAGGUUGUCAUCGAAGGCCUCUUAGAGACCAACACGAGGCUGCAGGGCCUGGAAGAAGCGAUGGCUCAGAUGAGGAAGAGCUUGCGCGAGUCGUCGGCAACUAGGCUGAGUGACUUAUUCGCUUGCAACGACAAAGAGGUGGUGAAAAACACCCGCAACGAUCAACACCAGGUCCAGGACAACGCAAGCAGCUGUAGGAGCAGCAGCGCGAGUAGUUCACAGCGAUCGCAAAAGAGCAGCAGUAGCAGCAGCAGCAAGAACUGGAAGAGGAAGUUCUUCCAGAGGCUCAGAGGCCCCAGAGGUGGCGGCGGUGGCAGUAGCAAGGGAGUUGCCAGAGUCGCACGAGUGUUCCAAAAGAUGGGAAUUUGCCAAGCUGCCAGUAGGAGCUUUCCGGCCAGCAGCUUCACCGAGCUGCCGUACUGCGUAUCAGGCGGAGCUCCAGCGCCACCGUCGACGCCGACCGGCUGCAUUCCCAUUCCUCCUCUGGACACACAAGAGAACAGCACCGCCACCAAAAACUCGAACUCUCCGGCGGUGAUGAAGCAGCAAAAGAAGUCCAGCUGGGACGAUGGCGAGCUGAUGAAGCAACGGCACCAGCGUCACCAGCAACACCACCACAAAAAGCACUCGAGGCAGCACUCGGUUGCUUGACUCCACACACAGGACCAAAGUCGACCAUAACUUCCGGCAGGGUAUUGGAUGUUUCUUGAACCAUUUCGUCAAGUUCCUUUUGGUUCUCGUCUUUUAUAUGGUUAGCUUGCUUUUGCUUUUCUUUCACUGACAAGGCUCCCGUGCUCGAUCACGAAAAGCCUUCCAGAAUCCGGAGCAUCAAACUUUUAUAUGUUCAACCAGGCUGUGAAACACCUCUAUGGUUGAUAGAGGCGGAGAUCCAAGAGCCGUGCAAGAGCAAGCUCCUCACUCUCCA
Selaginella moellendorffii is the source of this 3054-nucleotide messenger RNA. RefSeq names its product root phototropism protein 2. The transcript is spliced from 8 exons. The coding region runs from base 297 to 2780 and encodes 827 amino acids. The record is from RefSeq and is a predicted model, not a curated record. Lineage: Eukaryota; Viridiplantae; Streptophyta; Lycopodiopsida; Selaginellales; Selaginellaceae. Gene Ontology annotation, molecular function: protein binding.